AUGGCGGCUGCUUUGCUGUCAUACAAAAUUGUUAACAAAUUAAUUAGAAAUAAAGCAAAAUUUACAAAAGCAUUUAGUACUAGUAGUUUAGUAAUUUUGACUAAGCCACAACUAAAUUUUCUGUGCAAGCAAUGUGCCACCGCCAGCUAUUUCAGGUUUUAUUCUACAACGUCUCCGAACCCUGCGGGUGGCGGGGACUCAGCGAAACACGUCUUAGCGGCAGUGUUGGCAAACAAACCAAAAACUGGCAAAAUACCAGUUGGUAUCCAAAAGAGAGACUGCUUUCAUCCAGGUGCUUCUGUUUUAUCCCGUGAAGAUAUAAACCUGGGGAAUGCAAAACCCGUCUCUGGAACUGAUAUGGUGAGAGGGAUGUUGGCUUAUGUGUGGCCUAAGGAGAACAAAAUGAUAAGAGAUCGAGUAAUGCUCUCCCUCUCACUCCUCUUUGGUGCAAAGAUCAUGAAUGUGACUGUGCCAUUUCUAUUCAAAUAUGCUGUGGAUGAGGUGAAUGCUGCGACGGUGACGUCCACCGGAGAUGCCUUAUUAGGAAUGGCGACUGUGCCUCAGGCUAUUGGGACUACCGCUUUUAGUCUACUUCUUGGAUACGGCAUCGCCCGAGCAACGGCUGCGGCUUUCAACGAGCUCCGCAACGCGGUAUUCGCGAAGGUGGCUCAGCAUUCAAUUCGAAAGCUGGCUUGCAAUGUGUUCAUACAUCUGCACAAUCUUGAUCUUGCUUUUCACUUGAGCAGACAGACUGGUGCAUUGUCCAAAACCAUAGACCGCGGGUCUCGCGCGAUCAACUUCGUCCUGUCCGCGAUGGUGUUCAACAUCGUGCCCACAAUCUUCGAACUGGCGCUCGUCUGCAGCAUCCUCGGCCUGAAGGGCGGCCUGGCGUUCACAGGUCUGGCGCUGAACUGCGUGGCGGUGUACGCGCUGUUCACGCUGGCCAUCACGCAGUGGCGCACGCAGUUCCGCGUGCACAUGAACCGGGCCGAGAACGAGGCGGGCAACAAGGCCAUCGACUCGCUCAUCAACUACGAGACCGUCAAGUACUUUAACAACGAGAAGUACGAGCUGGAGAAGUAUGACAUGAGCCUCAAGAAGUACGAGACGGCGUCACUGAAGACGGCUUCAAGCUUGGCGCUGCUGAACUUCGGGCAGCAUGCAAUAUUCAGCGGAGGACUGAGCAUCAUUAUGAUCAUGGCUGCCAAUCAGAUCGCACAAGGCCACAUGACGGUGGGCGACCUGGUGAUGGUGAACGGGCUGCUGUUCCAGCUGUCGAUCCCGCUCGGCUUCCUGGGCUCGGUGUACCGCGAGGUGCGGCAGGCGCUCAUCGACAUGCAGACCAUGUUCACGCUCAUGACGGUGCAGUCCAGGAUCCAGGAGAAGGCCAGCGCGCCGCCGCUGCGGCUGUCGGCGGCCACGGCCGAGAUCGAGUUCCGCGACGUCAGCUUCAAGUACAUCAACGGCAAGCCCAUCUUCACGGGGCUGGGCUUCCGCAUCCCGCCGGGCCGGAAGAUCGGCAUCGUGGGCGGCUCCGGCAGCGGCAAGUCCACGAUGGUGCGCAUGCUGUUCCGCUUCUUCGAGCCGCAGUCGGGGCAGAUCCUCGUCGCCGGCCAGGACAUCAAGGGCGUCGACCUGGCCAGCUUGCGGAAGGCCAUCGCCAUCGUGCCGCAGGACUGCGUACUGUUCCACGACACCAUAUUCCACAACCUGCAUUACGGUGACCUGAGCAAGUCCAAGGAGCAGGUGUACGAGGCCAGCAAGCUGGCCGAGCUGCACGACUCCGUCCUGACCUGGCCCAAGGGCUACGACACGCAGGUGGGCGAGCGCGGACUGAAGCUGUCGGGCGGCGAGAAGCAGCGCGUGGCCAUCGCCAGGGCCAUCCUCAAGGACUCGCCCAUCAUCGUCUUCGACGAGGCCACCUCCAGCCUGGACUCCUUGACGGAGCACGCGAUCCUCCAAGCGCUGAAGGCGGCGACUAAAGGCCGCACCUCAAUCUGCAUCGCGCACCGCCUGUCCACGGUGGCCGACGCCGACGAGAUCCUGGUGCUGGAGAACGGCACCAUCAGCGAGAGGGGCACCCACGACCAGCUGCUGGCCAAGAGUGGCUCGCUCUACAACAGGCUGUGGGAGAAGCAGAACAAAGACGGGAUCAGGCCAGUCUAGAUCUGCCGCCCCGCGUCGUCGGGGCGUUUGCCGUUUCGACCCUGUCCCGUGCUAACCGCGUGUGUUAGGAAAACUCGGCGGACAAAAUGUUCCACAGUCUGCUAGCGGCGUUAAGUACAGAAAUGUCCCUUAAUGGUCAUAAAGUCACUAUGUUUAAGUCCAACGUUCAAUUCACAAGUGGGCUGCAAAAACAAAACAGAUGGUGAACAGUUGAACUCUGAGAUGCCAAAGAGCAUUUUACAGUUGUUAUCAAUCUCAAUAAAUUAAAAUAACGACCAAUCAAUAACGACUAGCUCUAUAUUUUGUUAGUUUAAAUAAUUUUGUUCAUUAGUGAAAUUACAAUAAACUUAAAAUUAACUUAAUUCAUUUUGGAACAGUUUAACAGAUACUUACUGAUGUUCUUUGGAUAUUAGUUACGUACGUCAUGCCGAUAUUUCGGCAGCCUUACCUUGGGUCGUAUCCAGGUGCUCUUGGACGUAAGUUACAGUACACAAAGGUUUAUGAUUUCUGCCA
Hyposmocoma kahamanoa is the source of this 2679-nucleotide messenger RNA. It is a transcript of the gene ABCB7, whose product is annotated as ATP-binding cassette sub-family B member 7, mitochondrial. Gene Ontology annotation, molecular function: ATP hydrolysis activity; ATP binding; ABC-type transporter activity. Gene Ontology annotation, cellular component: mitochondrial inner membrane. Gene Ontology annotation, biological process: transmembrane transport; intracellular iron ion homeostasis. The coding region runs from base 1 to 2166 and encodes 721 amino acids. Lineage: Eukaryota; Metazoa; Arthropoda; Insecta; Lepidoptera; Cosmopterigidae. The transcript has 14 exons. The record is from RefSeq and is a predicted model, not a curated record.